This is a messenger RNA of Zingiber officinale, 1383 nucleotides long. Its product is annotated as PHD finger protein ALFIN-LIKE 3-like. Gene Ontology annotation, biological process: regulation of DNA-templated transcription. NCBI's taxonomy places the organism in Eukaryota, Viridiplantae, Streptophyta, Magnoliopsida, Zingiberales, Zingiberaceae. The transcript is spliced from 5 exons. Gene Ontology annotation, cellular component: nucleus. The record is from RefSeq and is a predicted model, not a curated record. The coding region runs from base 106 to 825 and encodes 239 amino acids. Gene Ontology annotation, molecular function: transcription cis-regulatory region binding; transcription coregulator activity; histone binding.
CCGUUAAGUUCUUCUUCCCUUCGUCUUCUCUCUCGAAGCUUGACGCCCUUCUUUCGCCUUGCCACCUCUCUCUUCGUUGUCAAUUGCCGGUCCUCGAUCCCCCAGAUGGACCGUGGAUCGGCUUCCCAAAACUCCCGCAUGGUGGAGGAGGUCUUCCGCGACAUCAAGAACCGGCGAGCUGGCAUCCUCAAGGCCCUCACCACCGAUUUCGAGGACUUCUAUCAGCAAUGCGAUCCUGCAAAAGAAAAUCUGUGUCUCUAUGGAUAUCCAGAUGAGCAGUGGGAGGUUAGUUUACCUGCAGAAGAAGUUCCUCCAGAGAUUCCAGAGCCUGUUUUGGGCAUUAACUUUGCUAGAGAUGGAAUGGAAAAGAAACCCUGGUUAUCUUUGGUUGCUUUACACAGUGAUGCAUGGUUACUUGCCUUGUCAUCUUAUUUCAGUGGCAGGUUUCAGUUUGAUAAAAAACAUAGGAAGCUUUUAUUAGAUAUGAUAGCUGAUUUGCCUACCAUUUGUGAAGUUGUAAAUGGAAAGAUUCAGGAUAAGACCUCUGGCUCUAAACAGAAAAAAUUGAAGGCUGAAUAUCAGGCCAAAAACUGCAGAGGAAAGAAUGCUAAGGAAGAGAACGAGGAGUUGAAUGAGGAAGAGGAUGAUUAUCUCUGUGCCUCAUGUGGAGAGAGUUCUGUCCUGGAUAACUUCUGGAUUUUCUGCGAUACUUGUGAGAAAUGGUUCCAUGGAAAGUGCGUCAAGGUCACCCCUGCAAAGGCUGAGUAUAUCAAGAACUACAAGUGUCCUCGCUGCAGCAACAAUAAACGGAUUCGAGUCUCAUGAGAUUUGCUCUUCCAAAACCCUCCUAUCUUUGGAAGUUUAGUGACUUUUGUUGGGAGUUUAGUGACUGCUGAUACAAUUGCUGUUACUUCAGAGGCAACCAAGGCAACACCACAACUGUCUUCUUGAAGUUCUUACUUCCUCACAGGUUAUCUUAGAACUCCUGUUUUAUGUGUAUAAGCAUCAAGAAGUGCAACAUGCAAUAUAGGGGUUACUGAAAUGUUUUAAAUCCAAGCUAGCUUUUUGUUAUACCUGAUCCAUCAUUCGGUCUCACAGUUGAUUCACUAGUUAUUUAUGAAGGAUUAAUUUUGUGCUGCUUUAUUGAAGCAGAAAUUGGCAUAGAUUGUGAGAUUCCACAGGAUGAGUCUAUAAAAGGAGCUCUGUUUUUUAAGAAUUUGAUUUCUUCUUUCUCUUUCUCUAUUUGCUUUACUGAGAGAUUGCAUCGAGUUUCUUAAAUUCGUGCUGAAAGAGGGAUAAAUGUUCCCUAGUGUCUCUUGUAUAUGAAGAAUUAUUGUAUCAUCUUUUGCUCAACUUAUAGCCUUCAGUGAAGCUUUUUGUGCA